CUACGCACACGCCGUAUACCCCGUGUGGAGCCAAGUGGCACGGAGUUACUGAAAUUGGAAAUGCGCCCCAACAUUCAGUAGCUCAUUAUCGUGAUCAGUUAUCAUUGAUUCGUCCGGGCCAGUUUCUGUGGACACCAUAUACAGAUUGUAUCCUGCCCGAUUACUGCAUUGAUUCGACCACAUCCUACUUGUGCGACACAUAUUUGGUGUGCUGGUCAUUUGUCGAGGCACACGAGGCUGGACGCGUUUGCCGACAAAUCAACCGCUACCAGCGUAUUCCUCAGUAUUGUGAUAGGAUGCUACAUAAUGCCGGACAUCUGUCUAAAAGUCACCGCCGUGGGAGGAAGGGCGCCGAUUGGGCUAAGGUACAUAAAUUCUACAUUGAAGAAUGGGAUUUGAGACACCACAGGUUCCAAGCAAAUUUUGAUCAUGCCACGAUGACCAUGGAUGGUAGCAUUCAUCCGGGCUAUAUGGCGUGGUUCAAUAGGAUCACAGUGUCGUACCUAGUUCAACCUGCGACACAGUCAACGGUUGGGAUGAACGAGUCAGCAUCUUCUAUGAUGAAAUUGGUCGAGACCAUUCAGGGGAUAUGGCAUUUGACCUCUGAACACGACACAGACCCUCGAUUACGGCAGAUUCGUGCAAUGGCUGCUGAGGCGCUUCGUACGACGGACCAUACUGAUGUGAUGGAGUAUCCAACAUCGCAACGGCGAAAUGUGGUCAUGCCGCCACGCCCACCAACUUCUCUUCGUCAUGGACUGCCGGGUGUCCGGACGGGAGGACACGGGAUUACACGACAGCAUAGGUUGUCGCAGCAGCAACCGCCGCAACCUGAUUAUGCGGUACCAGAGCCCUUGAGUCCGGAGCACGAUCCCCCAGGAUGGUCUCAGUUGAGUGGUGCAAGCCACGAGCCCUCGCAAUGGGGAGCACGGGCAUCAUGUGAUUCGUUCUUUGGCGGUGGGUCUGAUUGGGGUGCAACUCAACCAGGGCGUGAUUCAUACUUUCAAAAUUAUCAAUUUGUUGAUCCUGUGGGGGAAGAAGAGGGCGGGGAAGAAGAAGAAGAAGAAGAAGAAGAGGGCGGGGAAGAAGAAGAAGUCGGCGGGGAAGAAGAAGACGAAGUAAUAUUCCGACGAACGUCCGAGGGAUCCUCACGACCAGCUAUGAAGAGUUCAUCAAGUGCGAUUGGGAGGGCUAUGCACAAUGUAUUAAGGGGAUUGUCAACAAGGAAGAACAAAGGGAAAGCUCCGACAAAGUUCACGCCUUCAACUAGAUAGAUUUCGAAUGUGAUUCGUUCUUUCGGAAUGUAUGAAAGUAAUUUGUUUUGAACAAUUUUUGAUGUGAUGAAACAGGUUGUCAUCUCACAUAUUUUCUAUCCUGCAA
Molecule: messenger RNA, 1380 nt
Organism: Salvia splendens (bonfire salvia)
Lineage: Eukaryota; Viridiplantae; Streptophyta; Magnoliopsida; Lamiales; Lamiaceae
Product: SKI/DACH domain-containing protein 1-like
Exons: 4
Coding region: 297-1274 (325 amino acids)
Source: RefSeq, a predicted model, not a curated record